Budorcas taxicolor (takin) is the source of this 1248-nucleotide messenger RNA. Its product is annotated as translation initiation factor IF-2-like. The transcript has 4 exons. Lineage: Eukaryota; Metazoa; Chordata; Mammalia; Artiodactyla; Bovidae. The record is from RefSeq and is a predicted model, not a curated record. The coding region runs from base 1 to 1248 and encodes 415 amino acids.
AUGCACCGGAGCUUUCUGGGCGAGGGAGACGGAGAGGGAGAGGGAGACGAAGUGCGGUCGGAAUCGCACCGGGUGGAGCAGGAAUACGAAGGCGACGAAGCCGAAACAGUUGGCGGGGGACCCCGAGGACCGAGAUUCCAGGUCGUCUUCAUCUUCGUUCGCGUUCUUCUUCGCGGAUUUGCGGCCGGGGGAGCAUCCCCGCUUCCCGCCCCCAGGCCCUCCAAGGCCGGGGCGGGGUGGGGCGGGGGGCGGCAGCUGGGGAGUCCGCCGGAGGGACAGCGCGCCGCUGCUGCCCCUGUCCGGCCAGCCGGGCCUCUCCACCCGCCGCGCCCGCCGGCCACGCCGCGCUCCCGGGCUCCCCAUUGUUCAGUCACAGGGGUAGACCCCGCGGCGGGAGCGGGCCGCACCACCGACUCUCCCGGCACCCGGCCUCGGCGCAGGCAGCUAACCGCGCCCCGGGGCCCGCAGCCGCGGGGAAAGAGGGCGAGGCUCCCGCAGGGGGACCGCUCCAUCCACCACGCACGCCCCACGGCCGAGCGGGGGGCGCCGGGCCCGGGCAGCGAGCGGGCUCCUCGGCUCGUCCUGCCCAGCGAGCUCCAGGGGCGGCGCUUCAGGCCGCCAGCAGCUGAAGGAAGAUCAAAACAACUCCCCGCCCUCCGCGAAGCCUGGCGCCCCACCAUCGCCGACCCAGACCCGCGGGCAGCGAAAGCAAGCAGGAGCCCCCCCCCACACACACCUCCCUCCAGGCCGGGGCGCAGAGUAGGGCCAGGAGGUGGGAAGAGGCCGAGACGAUCGGUCAGGGAGCGGCGGCCGGGCCGGCGCGGCACACUUCCGAGCCCCCUUCCCGCCCUCUUCCCCGGGCCGGCUCGGUGCUUACCUAGGCGCGGAGCAAAGCGGCAGGGGCGGCGCGCCGCCCCGCACACUUUAUCGGCGGCCGGGGCCGCCCCCGGCGCCCUGAUUGGUUCCCAGAGGCCCGGAGCCCGGGCGGAUCAGCGGAUGCACCGUCCCGGCCCCACGGCCAUUGGGCGAGCCGCCGAGCGGGCGCCGCCGGGUGGGGGCGAGCGGACCCGGGAAAGAAAGGAAGGGAAAGGGCGGAGGGGGAGGGGACGUGGGGGGAGGGGCGCGAGGCAGGGCGGGCGGCGGCGGGCGGAGGGCCCGGGGCCUGCCGGGAAGGACCCCGCCGCCCGCCUGGCCCCGGGCGGUCCCCGCGUGCUCUCCCCCGCGGCGCCCCCAGGUCAGAUAUUCUGA